Apus apus (common swift) is the source of this 6148-nucleotide messenger RNA. RefSeq names its product iron responsive element binding protein 2 (gene IREB2). Gene Ontology annotation, cellular component: mitochondrion; cytosol. Gene Ontology annotation, biological process: tricarboxylic acid cycle; citrate metabolic process. The coding region runs from base 59 to 2947 and encodes 962 amino acids. Gene Ontology annotation, molecular function: 4 iron, 4 sulfur cluster binding; iron-responsive element binding; aconitate hydratase activity. The record is from RefSeq and is a predicted model, not a curated record. The transcript has 22 exons. Lineage: Eukaryota; Metazoa; Chordata; Aves; Apodiformes; Apodidae.
CCGCCCCGCCCGGGCCGCCCCCGGCCCCGCCGCCCCGCGGCUGCUAUGGUCGCCAGCGAUGGACCCUGCCAGGCCAGGAAGCCCCUACCAGUCGGCAAUUGAAGCUCUAGGGAACUACCCCCAGAAGAAGUUCUACAAUGUCUCAAAGCUUGGAGGAGCCAAGUAUGAUACUCUGCCUUACUCCAUACGAGUGCUGUUUGAAUCCAGUGUCCGCAACUGCGACGGCUUCUUGGUGAAGGAAACGGAUGCCAUGAACAUCUUGGACUGGAAAACAAAACAGAAUAAUGUUGAAGUGCCCUUCUGUCCUGCCAGAGUUGUUCUUCAAGACUUUACUGGAAUUCCAGCAAUGGUGGAUUUUGCUGCCAUGAGGGAAGCUGUGAGAAAUGCUGGAGGAGAUCCUGUGAAAGUCAAUCCUGCCUGCCCAACUGAUCUCACUGUUGACCAUUCUCUGCAGAUUGAUUUCAGCAAAUGUGCGAUACAGAACGCUCCGAACCCGGGGGGUGGUGAUUCCCAGAAGGCCCUGGCCAAGCUGUCCCCGCUGCGGGCGCAGCCGCGGAAGCUGCCGUGCCGGGGCCAGCCGGGCUGCAAGGGGCCCUGCGACUCCAGCCGCGGCCCCGCUCAGCCUGCUGCUCAGAUCGAGAACACCCCUCUCCUCUGCCCUUUCCACCUUCGGCCCGUGCCUGAGCCUGAGACAGUACUGAAAAAUCAGGAGAUGGAGUUUGGCAGGAACAGAGAACGGCUUCAGUUUUUUAAGUGGAGUUCAAAGGUUUUCAGGAAUGUAUCCAUAAUUCCACCUGAGACGGGAAUGGCACACCAAGUGAACCUGGAGUAUUUGUCAAGAGUUGUUUUUGAAGUGAAAGAUUUCCUCUAUCCAGACAGCUUGGUUGGCACAGACUCUCACACAACCAUGGUCAAUGGCCUGGGCAUCUUGGGCUGGGGUGUGGGAGGGAUCGAAGCAGAAGCAGUGAUGCUGGGGAUGCCCCUGUCUCUCCCCUUGCCCCAGGUGGUUGGGUGUGAGCUGACGGGCACAGCCAGCCCACUGGCUACAUCCAUAGAUAUUGUUCUGAGCAUCACGAAGCAUCUUAGGCAAGCUGAUGUGGCUGGGAAGUUUGUGGAGUUCUUUGGGAGCGGCGUGGCCCAGCUGUCUGUAGCGGACCGGACCACGAUAGCCAACAUGUGUCCCGAGUACGGUGCUGUCCUGAGCUUCUUCCCUGUUGAUAAUGUGACACUGAAGCACUUAAGGCAUGCAGGUUUUGACAAGGCCAAGCUUGAAGUCAUGGAAGCAUAUCUUAAAGCUGUGAAGUUAUUUAGAAAUGAUGAGAGUUCUUCCAGAGAACCUGAGUAUUCCCAGGUGGUGCAGAUCAGUCUAAGUUCUAUAAUUCCAUAUGUCAGUGGCCCCAAGAGGUCCCAAGACAGAGUGGCUGUUACUAAUAUGAAAAGUGACUUCCAAGCCUGCUUAAAUGAAAAGUCUGGCGUCAAGGGGUUCCAGAUUGCAGCUGAGAAACAGAAUGACACUGUACCUGUUCAGUAUGAAGGAAAUGAAUACAAGCUAUCUCAUGGCUGCAUUGUCAUUGCUGCAGUAAUCAGCUGCACCAACAACUGUAAUCCAUCAGUCAUGCUUGCUGCAGGGCUCCUGGCCAAAAAAGCUGUUGAAGCUGGGCUGGUGGUUAAGCCCUACAUAAGAACAAGUUUAUCACCAGGCAGUGGAAUGGUUACACAUUACCUCAGUUCAAGUGGAGUAUUGCCAUACCUCAGUAAGCUUGGGUUUGAGGUUGUUGGAUAUGGCUGUUCAACUUGUGUUGGAAACACAGCCCCCUUGCCAGAAGCUGUCAGGAAUGCAAUCAAACAGGGUGAUAUAGUUGCCUGUGGAGUAUUGUCUGGAACAAAGAACUUUGAAGGACGUCUCUGUGACUGUGUCCGUGCCAACUACCUUGCUUCUCCACCCCUCGUAGUUGCUUAUGCUAUUGCAGGCACUGUCAGAAUAGACUUUGAAACUGAGCCUUUGGGCACUGGCUUUAAUGGCAGAAGUAUUUACUUAAGAGAUAUUUGGCCCACCCGAAGAGAACUUCACACAGUGGAGGAAGAGUGUGUGAUAUCAUCCAUGUUUAAGGAAUUGAAAGAAAAAAUGGAGAAAGGAAACAAACGAUGGAAUUUAUUGGAAGCACCUGAGUCAACUUUAUUUCCCUGGGAUUUAAAAUCUACUUAUAUCAGAUGUCCUUCCUUUUUUGAUAAACUUGCCAAAGAACCAGUUUCACCACAACCGAUUGAAAAUGCCCACGUCUUGCUCUAUCUGGGAGAUGGUGUAACUACAGAUCACAUAUCCCCUGCUGGAAGCAUUGCAAGGAGUAGUGCUGCUGCCAAGUAUCUGACCAACAAAGGACUCACACCUCGUGAAUUCAACUCUUAUGGAGCUCGGAGAGGUAACGAUGCUGUGAUGACAAGAGGUACCUUUGCAAAUAUCAAGCUUCUGAACAAGUUCAUAGGAAAACCAGCUCCUAAAACAAUUCACUUCCCAUCGGGACAAACGCUAGAUGUGUUUGAAGCAGCAGAGCUGUACCAGAAGGAAGGCAUCCCUGUAAUUAUUCUAGCAGGAAAGAAGUAUGGACUGGGUAGCUCAAGAGACUGGGCUGCAAAAGGGCCUUUUUUACUGGGUGUUAAAGCUGUCCUAGCUGAAAGCUACGAGAAGGUUCAUAAAAGUCAGCUGAUUGGAAUUGGCAUAGCUCCUCUUCAGUUUCUUCCUGGGGAAAAUCCAAGUACUUUAGGUCUCACUGGCAGAGAGCAAUUUUCUAUAUUGUUCCCUCCAGAGCUGUCGCCCGGAAUGACUUUGGAUGUGAAGACAAGCACUGGAAAAGGAUUCAGCGUGAUUGCCUUGUUUGACAGCGACUUGGAGAUCACUUUAUACAGAUAUGGUGGAAGUCUGAACUUUGUGGCCAGAAGAUUCUUAUAGUAGCUACUGACUAUGGGUACCUUGCAUAACUGGUAAUUCUGAAAUGCCUUGUGUGAACCCAGGAAUCUGUACUGUGGAACUGCAAACAGUCCUAGUGUGCUCACAGUUACUUCGUCCAUGGAUGUAAAAGAUUGUGAAUCAUUGUAACUGCAACGAGAUCCUUCCUGAUUUUAAAUAAUAUUCUAAUGGUGCUAUUAAACAUUGCUAAAAUCAACAUGUGUGUUGUGGCAGAGAGCUGUAAGUAUGGAGGGGAUGUUUUAUCAGACCAUUUUGUAAAUAAACUAUACGAAAUCUGAAACUGAUUGUGCUGAAGAUUAUUAUGUAAGAUGAUUUUCUGCAGUUGUUUCCACUCAGUUCUUGCACCUGUAAAUCUGUGUACUGCUGUUUGGUGCUUUAAGGGUAGCAGAUGGUAUGGAAUGUUAAAGGCCAAACAGAAGUUAUUUUCCUUUUGCAUCCAGAGCUUAAAACAAAUAUUCAAUUUUCAAUUUCUUGCUUGAAUUAAGUUAUGGGCUGAGCAAAAAUCAGCUCACAUGAUGCCCAUGGUAUCCUGAAUCACAGAUAAUUACUUUCUUACCUUUAUUAUGGGAUUACAUUUCAUCUGGUUCCAGAUUUACAACUCAUGCUAUGAAAUACUGUGUGCUUAGAAGUAUGGGAAACAUCUCUGCAUCUAAAAAGUGCUUGCAAUUGAGUGUAGCACCCCAGCUUUUUUGGCAAGCUGUGGUGGCCUUCAGCUGAAGUUUGUCAUAUCUACUUGAAUGGAUACAGUUUGUUAUUUAUGACAUCAGUUUUUAUUGUACUGUCUGUGAUACCAUUAGACCCAAGUACCUCCCCAUAAUAUUUAACUUUAAAAAUGUUUAUUAGAACUGUUUCAAUGCCUCUGCUUUAAAUAUGACCUGUGUCUAAUAAGUUAUACUUGUUAAAUGUUACACAGCUGAGGUAGCUGUACUGCCUUGUAGUGCUUCCUAAUGUGCUGGUAGUUUACAGCUCUUCUGAACAGGCAUCAAAAGCCCCUGCUCAAGAUCCCAGACUCCUGAACAGAUCGGGCUCUUAGCCCAUUGCAACUUGUAUAAAUUUACUUGUCAGCACAUUGAUGGUAAAAACCUUGUUCUGCAUUUAAUAUUAAUAGAAGAUGCUCAGUUUCUGCAGAGGUGCUUGUUUUUCCCCUUAAACUGGCAUCGACCAGCUUCUCAUCUGUGCAGGUGAGUCUGCAGCUUCAAGAUGCUAUUUCUGAGCUCCUGUGUCUUGAAAAGCUUCAUAGGACUGCUUAGAGUUUACAUAGAGGUUAAUUUAUUUUUGGAGACCAAAACUGCAAUAACUUGCCUCUGAGUUCUCAAGAUUUUGCUUUAAGAUUUUUUUGUUCUUGAUAAACAUUGUCUUAAACACCAAAAUUUUCAAGAGGAUUAUGUGAGCUUUACUACCUGUGCUCUCAGUUUAUAACCAGAUACUAAGCUAGUUGACUUGCAAGCUAAGAGUUGCACUGUUCAAAUCUUCAAAUAGUAUGUUUCUGACAUUUCUUUAAAAACAGACACACAAAAAAACCCCCAUCCCUGGCAUAAUUAUCACUAUAAUGUAUUUUUGACAGUUUGAAUACAGAUUUAGCUUGACUUCACUGGCAUAACUUUGACACACCUGUUUUAUGUUAUUGGACAAAGUUUCCUAUAGUUUGAAAUGCUGUAUAAUCUGGUUUUAUAUUUCACAUGGUUUUGCUGUGAUGUUAUUUUAGCCAAGAUAAAUACCAUUCUGGUGACUCCUACCACUGAUACAGUGACAAGUCAAUGCAUUUUUUGAAUACUAUAUUCAUCUGAAUGCUUGAAUGGCUUUCUGUUCUGUGGUACUUUUGCUGAUUUUAUCCAGAUUUGUUGAGCAGAUCUUAUUUCUUGUACAACAAUGUCUAAUACUGGUUGUUUUUUUUCCAGCUCAAAGGUGUGUUCUUGAUUUUUAGCUCAAGAAAAUGUUCAAGUGUUCAUUAUUGGGGAGCAAAUAGGAAUUUAGUGCUGGCACAUAAUGAUGCCUGAUGCAGAUGAUGAUAAAAACAACGCCAAGCUGGUUUAAAAUCUGUGUAACUCCUAGUGCUUGAAAGGAACACAGCCUCCCACCCUCUCCAGUGCAGGAACACUUGUUGCUUCAGAAGGAGACAGUGAUCUCAGCCAUGGCAAGGUAAACCAGUAGUGUCAAGUUAAGUGCAAUUUCAAGGGGUGUGACUUUCCUGCAAGUUGUCAGCAACAAAGCUAGUCCUCUCUUCAGAGAGAUGAUGCAUUUCAUUCCCAUAGCAACUACUUUAGUUCUGCUGCACACCUGUGUCUUAAAAUCAAUGAAAGGACAGCUUUUGAGCUGAGCUCUGGCACAGCUGCUUUUCAAGGUUAGGUUCCUGCUGUUGCUGCAGUGGGUGCAGCCCUAAAUAUGCCAAGCUGGGGAGUGUCUGAGCUGUGCAGACUGUCCGUGCCCGUGGGAUCUGUAUGCCUGCAGUGGAGUGGGUGCUGUGAGGAACAGCUCUGCUCAUGUCCCCAUCUCCUGCUUCUCACGGGGUAGUGACCUGCUAGUGCAGGAGCACUUGCCUGGUUAUCCAAGCUCAUGUGCCUGUCCCCUCUCCCUCGUGCAGCAGUGAACGUUGUGCAGUCCAGCUCAACGAGCCACUAGCAAAGGGAGGACGUUCUGACUGAACAGCCUGCUAGGAUCCUGGGAGCAGUAGCUGGGCAGGAGUGACACCUGCUUUCUGGCAGGGGCAGGACAAGGUACAGUCAGAGGAUUGCUGUGAUCACACACAACAUUGUUCAAUUAGACAUCAUUAGAGUAUCUUAAAGCAUAGGAGGAAAAAUAGCUUUUUGCAGAAGUGACUCGGUGUGUUAGAUUGUAUUUAACCUAGAAUUCUCUUGGUUUGGAUUUGGGAGAAGAAUGUGUUCCAAUUUUUCUAAAUAUUUUUCUGUCCUUGUGCCCCCUUUUCCUCCCUUUCCCUCCCAAACAGCAGAGCUUUGGGGUAGUAUUGUUGUUUAUACAUUUUACACCUGAAUAUAAAGACAUGAAGCUAUGUAUGUUAAACAUGUAAGCAACUGCAAAUCAAUGUCUGCUGUUUAAAGCCAACAGAACAGUGUAAGUUUUGAUUUCAAUAAGUAUUGUAUAGAUCUAUCUUAAGUUCAAUUGACAAUUGUGCAUAAAAUGUUACCAAUGCUGUAAAUUAUUUUUAAUAAAGAAAAUUGUAUCAUG